AUGGCGAGCGAACUCAAAGACCAGGGCGGACUCGCCGAGAUCGCGCGCAAGCUCGAGGCGGCCAGACGCGCGGGCGAUGCGAGCGCGGUGAAGGAAACGACGCCACUCGCGCUCACGCGCACGCGCGAGACGUCCACGCCGAUGCUAGAUGUUAAGGAGGAGAAAGAGGCGAAGCGGGCGAAGAAGCUGAAGAAGGACAAGGCGGAGAAGAAGACGAAGAAGCUGAAGAAGGAAAAGAAAGUGAAGAAGGAAAAGAUAUCAAAGAGAUUGAAGACGCCUAGCGAGCGGAGCGAGAGUGAGAGCGAGAGUGAGGAGAGAGCUGAGACGAGGGAUCGAAAGAGACGGACGGAGACUGGGUCCAGCGGUGAGGAGGAGGAGGGCGACGAUAACGAGAGCGUCGAUGACGACGACGAGAGCGAAAGCGAGAACGAUGACGCGAGGCAGAAUGAGCCAGAGGGAGAUGUGAGCGAAGAGUUUGCUCGCGCGCGGGCGACGGUGAGACAGGCUUUGGAACGAUUCGGGAACGUCGAAUGCCUCGAUGAAGAGUUGCGUCAGAAGCACGGGAAAUCUGAAGCCGUGGAGAAGGCGUGCAAGACGCUGGGCAUGCAGAUCGGGGCGCUGAUUAAAAAGACCUUGCGAAAAAAUCUCUCGCUCAUGGGCGCCAGGGAUAACUUACUCGCGACGAGUCUGUCGUUGGAAGACGAUUUGCGUCCUAGGAAGUCGACGGAUCCGUUGGUUGACAACAUGGACCCCGCAAACUUUCAAUGCAGAAUGUGGGACUCCAUCGCAAAGCACGACAACGUUGUUUUUGGUCGAGCGCAGGCGGCGAUGGACUCGGUUGAGAACAGACAAUCUACAUCUGCGACCACUGAAGGUGAGGACGAGACGGCGUUUGCCAAGGUGUACAGAGAUGCAUUCAUCGAAGCUUAUGGCGAUGACAUCGAGACGCUGAGAAAGGAUGAAAAGACAAACGUGAGUGUCAUCUUGCGAGCGAUCCAAAGCGGCGUCGACAUCGUACCAGAGCUCCAGAAGCAGCUCCAUCUUCAAUGGUCGACGCUCAGCGCGAGACAGCAGCCGAAGGAGUCUACGGAGUAG
Molecule: messenger RNA, 1095 nt
Organism: Ostreococcus tauri
Lineage: Eukaryota; Viridiplantae; Chlorophyta; Mamiellophyceae; Mamiellales; Bathycoccaceae
Product: unnamed product
Exons: 2
Coding region: 1-1095 (364 amino acids)
Source: RefSeq, a predicted model, not a curated record